AUCGAAUGUGUUAGCAUUUUUUCAAAUACGUCACAUCCGGUUAUAUUAUAUGAGAAUGAAAAUUAGGGAGCCGAUAUGUCAAAAUGUUAUUAGUGUAGGUGUGCUUUAAGCUGCUCUUCAACACAUUCCUCAUUAAAUGCGCACAUUUAAUUAAAUGAACUUCUCUGCCACAUCAAAGAUGAAGAAGAAUAUGAAAGGACUUACUCUACCGGGAGGAGAGAACACAACCCCCCCUGCCUCUGGGCCUGCAGGGGACCAACUCGAUAAACCCACAGAAAUCAGUGGCAUAGACCUACAGGAUUUACAACAGAGGGUAAAAGAAAUGGACAUCAAUGAACAACAGAGAGAGAGGCUAGAAACAUUCCUCACCCAGAAAGAACAAGUCGGGGAGUUGACCCAGGAAAACGAUUUUGAGAAGCUUGGGGAACUUGGGGCAGGAAAUGGGGGUGUUGUCAUGAAGGUCAUUCACAAACCCUCGGGGAUCAUCAUGGCUAGAAAGCUUAUUCAUUUAGAAAUCAAGCCGGCUGUUCGCAAGCAGAUAAUCCGAGAACUUAAAGUACUCCAUGAGUGUAACUCUCCAUUUAUAGUGGGCUUCUAUGGUGCUUUCUACAGUGAAGGAGAAAUUAGUAUCUGCAUGGAGUACAUGGAUGGUGGAUCAUUGGAUCUGAUACUUAAGAAAGCUGGUAGGAUUCCUGAACCAAUCUUGGGAAAAUUAACUGUAGCGGUUUUAAAGGGAUUAAGUUAUCUUCGAGAAAAACAUCAGAUCAUGCACAGAGAUGUCAAACCUUCCAAUAUAUUAGUGAAUUCAAGAGGGGAAAUAAAGAUCUGUGAUUUUGGAGUUAGUGGACAACUCAUUGAUUCAAUGGCCAAUUCCUUCGUAGGAACCCGGUCCUAUAUGUCACCAGAGAGGUUACAGGGCACCCACUAUUCUGUACAAUCAGACAUCUGGAGCCUGGGUUUGUCCCUGGUGGAGAUGGCCAUUGGCCGUUACCCAAUACCUCCCCCUUCCCCGGAGGAUCUGGGUAGUAUAUUUGGAGAGGAAGCCAUGGCUGAACACUUGGAAGCAGCUAGGACAGGCAAACCCUUGAAAGGCUCAGACAGAAAUAGUUUUAGCUUCCCGGGUCCGCCUGGCACAGAUGGCCCUCGACCCAUGGCCAUUUUUGAGCUUUUAGAUUAUAUUGUUAAUGAGCCACCACCUACUCUGCCCAAAGGAAAAUUCUCUGACCUCUUCAUUGAUUUUGUGGAGAAAUGCUUGAAAAAGAAGCCAUCAGAUAGAGCUGAUCUUCAAUCAUUAAUGAACCAUCAAUUUGUGACGAAGUCUGAGGAGGAGGUUAUGGACAUCGGGAACUGGGUUUGUAAGAUGAUGAACAUCAAACCCGAGCAAAAGAACAGCUAGACAACACACAGCAUUCCAGGCCAGCAGAUUCCAAUGAUUAGCAUUAUGCAUUUAUUGUGUAUCUGAGUGGUUUUCCUCCCAUUUUCCUCCAUGUGUACAUGGUUAUAUAAAUCUUGUACAACCUGUGGUUGUUUAGCUACUUCACAUUCGGCUUCAUAGGUUUAAUAUUCUCGUUCUUUUGAAUUCACUUCCUCCACUAGAAAAGUACAUGUAAAGUAAUGUAAGUAUCAAAAGAUGUAAGUUUGCAAUUUGAAAAGUUUUUGAACGAAAAUCUAUUGAUGGGCAUAAAGUGAUGAAAAACUAUAAAAAUUUACUUUUACUAAAAAAUUUCCACCUACGCAAGUUGCAGUACCGGGGGGGGGGGGGGGGGGGGGGGGGGCAGUGUGAAAAACAAAGGAAAUGCUGCGUAUGAAAUACUGUACAGACAUCAAUAGACAGUGUGUAUUGUGCUAGUACCAUAUAAAACUAGAGGAUAAAUGAUGUGUUCAUACCAGUUGGUAAUUUAUUUAUUUAUAGGCAUUGUGACUUUUCAUGCAUGAUUAUGUAUUUUCAAGGAGCACAGUUUAUCAUUUCACUUUUGGUUUACAUGUUUAACAAUACUAGUGUGUUUUUAGAUAUUUUCAGAGUUUUCAUGCACUCUAUUUAGUAAGUAAUUGUGUAAUAGAUUAAAUGUGUUUAUGGCAAAAAUGCAAGUAUUUAUGAUAAUCAAAUGAGUCAACUCACUGUUUGAAAUAGUGUUGUUUUUUUAUAUAUAAAUUUAUUGUGACUUUUUAUUGUCUAAAAAUGAUAUACUUCACAAAGACUUUAGAUCAAGCUAUCUCAAUGGGCACCAGUUUACCAUUUUUUUUGGUAAUAAUUUUCAAAGACUAAUUAUAGACGUCCUUUGACAGUUUUCAAUGCUUUAUAAAAAUCUAUUGAAUGAGACCAAAUAUUCAUUGAACAUGGGAGGUAAUCAUGCAUACAUAUUUUGUCCUCAGCUUUGUAUUAAAUAUCACAUAGUGAAAUAUAAAAAACGAUGUAUCUGUACUUUGUUUGAAAAUUAGUAAUGGUUGAACUAUAUACAAUGUACAUUUAAAGAUUUAUAAUUAAAAUUUUCUUUAUCAGA
Messenger RNA from Ostrea edulis (European flat oyster), 2501 nucleotides. RefSeq names its product dual specificity mitogen-activated protein kinase kinase 1-like. The record is from RefSeq and is a predicted model, not a curated record. NCBI's taxonomy places the organism in Eukaryota, Metazoa, Mollusca, Bivalvia, Ostreida, Ostreidae. Gene Ontology annotation, biological process: protein phosphorylation. Gene Ontology annotation, molecular function: ATP binding; protein kinase activity. The transcript is spliced from 11 exons. Bases 155 to 1396 code for a protein of 413 amino acids.